CGGUGGUUUACCGUUCCACAGAGAAAGCGUCUUUUAUGUGUCGGACACAAUAAUGGCUGCUGCUACCGGACCGCUCUGCUCUUCUCCCCACGCUCCAGUCGACAUAGGACGGUCACCGACGUGUCAGUCGUCGUCUUGAAGCCGCCGUUACCUCCGUUCCUUCCCUGACCUGGCUGCUUACCCAUAAUGCAUUGCCAGAGGAUUUUGUGUGUCUCAGACAGACCAACGUAACCAACGUAACCAUUCCUGCUGCCACUUCACCGCCCAGUCCGCAUCAUAGAAACCCAACAGGAAGUUCCUCUCCUGGUUGAUCUUGUUCAUUGUCUUACUGAAAUCAUGUCUGGCUCCGGAGACUUACCGGCCAUAGAGGGUUCUGGGAUGGGCGGGAUGAAGCUUCCCAUCGGGAUGACCCGGCGAGCCCUUAGCUACGACGAUAACUUGGAGGCCCCCAUGUCCACGCCCCCCCAUGACAUCAGCAUCAACAACCUGUGGAGACGACCAAUCAUACCGGAGAGGAAGUUCACUCACCUGGCUGAGGAAGAUGAGAGUGGAGCUGUGAGCCAGCCUACAGUGUUUGACAGCGCCCCUAGCAGAUCACCAAGUGUAGUGAAAACCAAAGCCUCCUCCGUCAUCAUGAAUUCUCUCAUCACCAAGCAAACUCAGGAUAGCGUGUACAAGUUUGAGCAGAGGGCGGGGCUUACCGACGCCAGCUACACGCCCCACAAAGGCCUUACCGCCGAGGAGACAAGACACCACCACCGCAUUCCUGAAUCCCUCCAUAAACUGCAGAUCCAAAGCAUGGAGGCCAGAGAAGAGCGGCAGAACUCCUCCGCCCAGUCCACUCCAUCCAACACUCCACACAGCUCCCCAAAACAACAGCGCAGGGGCUGGUUCAGUAGUACAGGUUCAGAGGUCAGCCUUAGCUCCUCCAACAGCAGUGUGGACAUGGGAGAUGCACCAGCAGGGGGAAUGGGAGGUGCGGUCGAACGGUGGAGCGUGUUUGGGCCUCGGCCACUCGUCCAGAAGUCGACCUCUGACCUGGGAUCAGACUCUACCCCAGCAGCAGGCUUUGCGCUGCAGGCAUACCGCGGUGCCCAGAAGCCGACCCCCAUGGAGGUAAUGAAGUCACAGGCCACGCGUCUUGCAGAGAACCCUGCCGCUCAGGCGGCGGCCCCUCCCAAAAUGGAGAUCCCGACAGUGGAGGGUCGACGUCAGGGAGCGCGACCACACAAGCUCAAACCCAGAGACAUGAACAUCCUGACACCCUCUGGCUUCUAAGAAGACACAUGACAUCAAAGCUGCACGUUACUCGGAGGCUGAAGGUCCCAUGAAAUAAAAACUUCUCUCACACACACUGUCACACACACUGCAUGUGUUAAAGGUCCAUCUCAUUCAUUUUUAAGUCAGAAUCUCGUUCAUAUGUGAGCAUUUCUUGCUCCUGGGUUAUAUUUCCGUCUAAUAAUGUGAUCGUAGAAUUUGGGGGCAAGUUCUAUGAUCAUCUGUUUAUUACAACUUGGGUCUAUUUUUUAUAGUUUUGUACAUUGUCACCGUUCUCAUUCAUGUGCAGAUCAAUAACACGAACAUCUGCAAUAGGUCAUAAACAGAAGCCCAAGUUGGAUAAACUUAUUUAGAGGAGAGAAUAAAGUCAAACACCCAAAACUACCCAAAUUUUUAAAAAAACCCUCACAUCUUCCAGACAGACUUCCUGCUUCCUUCUGUUAUUAAUGGUUAAUGAAGGACUAUUACUAAUACAUUUCAGGUGUGCUAGCUUUCAGUUUUUUUAGCAAAUGAAGUGGAUUAGCUAAUCUGGCUAAAUUGUAGUCUUGUUUACAAUCUGUAUGGUCCUCUGAUCCUUUAUUCGUGGGCUUACUUUGUGUCAUCAUGUUCCCACAUCUCAAAUUACUCCACUGGUUAAAACCAUAAAAAUAAGACCAAAGCUGUGUUGUGGAAUUAUACUUUUAAGCUAACUGUCGUAAGCAGCAAAUGCACAGGUUUGAAGCAUCAUCAGUUAUUUCUACAUUUCUCUACUCUCUGGCCUUUGUGCUGUUACAUUUUCCUCAUUCAUGUCUUUCCACAGUAACUCCUCAGUCUGUUUUGGAGUCGAGCAGCUAUUCUCAACAUUCAUUUUGUCAUCAUUUUCACGUCAAAGAAAAAAAACAUGUGAUCAUAAAGUCAUUUCAUGGGGCCUUUUUAACAGCAACUCCAACAUUCAGAUAACCACUCUACUGUCCACCGUCUUCACCAUUUAAACAAUUGUGCAUAAAAAGAAAUCUUUUCCAUCUGUGACGAUUUUGAGGCAUUUACUAUGUUACUUGGCUGCUAAAUCACAUGCCAAUCCUUCACCCUAUUAACUGUUACAUCUAGCUGCAGCAUGCUGACAUGAACACAGGCUCAAAUCAACAAACUGAGGAUGAAUGGGUCCAGCUGAUGAUGGUGAUCCUUGUUUGAAAUGAUUCCAUGUAAAUGCACUUUAAUCCCCCAUUCUUCCUGCCACAGACACGAGCUCUAUUAUCUGUCCUGCAGGAUGCAAAAUAAUGCAAGAAAACUUCCUCUGCUUUAGCGUUUGUCACUUCACGCCUUUCUCUAAAAAAAAAAAUAGUCUUUUUAAAAGGGGCAUUUCACUAAGCAGGGUGGGAAGAAUAUACCUAUUAAUCCCUUAAGUAUAGUUAAUAUACAAAUCAAGCCAAUAGAACAUAAAAAUCCAUUUAAAAAAAAUGUGUCUCAGGAAAUUUUGGAAAAUUGGCAGGCUCCUGCUCACUGAAACGUUCCACUAUUUGUUUUGUGUUACUUUUUUUCUCGAUGUUUAACAUAUAGA
Larimichthys crocea (large yellow croaker) is the source of this 2815-nucleotide messenger RNA. RefSeq names its product putative monooxygenase p33MONOX. The transcript is spliced from 9 exons. Gene Ontology annotation, cellular component: cytoplasm. The record is from RefSeq and is a predicted model, not a curated record. NCBI's taxonomy places the organism in Eukaryota, Metazoa, Chordata, Actinopteri, Sciaenidae. The coding region runs from base 337 to 1278 and encodes 313 amino acids.